This is a messenger RNA of Anoplopoma fimbria (sablefish), 1776 nucleotides long. RefSeq names its product tumor necrosis factor receptor superfamily member 13B. Lineage: Eukaryota; Metazoa; Chordata; Actinopteri; Perciformes; Anoplopomatidae. The transcript is spliced from 5 exons. The record is from RefSeq and is a predicted model, not a curated record. Bases 107 to 880 code for a protein of 257 amino acids. Gene Ontology annotation, molecular function: protein binding. Gene Ontology annotation, cellular component: plasma membrane.
CUCGCCAGGUGAGUGAUCCCUCUAAACCAGUGGUUCUCAAAUGGGGGUACGUGUACCCUUGGGGGUACGUGAAGGCACUCCAGGGGUGUGAGGGUCAUCAGGCCUGAUGGGUGGAAGCUGCCGUGAGGGUCAGUACCGGGAUGCUUUGAUCAAAAAAUGUAUUGGUUGUCAGGCAGUAUGCAAGCAACCACAAGUCAGCGCCAGAUGCAUCGUUUACUGUGAGUCUGCAUAUUGUAAAGCACAGGCUGGGCACUACUAUGAUAUGCUGCUGAAGAAAUGUGUGAGGUGCGCUGAGGUUUGUGGGGGACAUCCAGCGGAGUGCUCCCAGCACUGCCAGAAUCCAUCACCUCCUGUGACCACUAAAAAGCUCCUGCUUCCAGUUACCCCAUACAUGCAAAAUUUGGCUCCGACAGCCUUGGAAGACUCCACUAUCAUUCUCUACUCCAUGCUGGCCCUGUGCAUGAUGCUGCUGUUAUUUAGCUUGUCUCUAGCCUUGGCAGUCUUACUGAGGGGAGUAAAGGCCAAAAUCUCCAAGCCAAGACCCAAGGGUAACCACCACCAGGAGGGUGUGGUCCAGCCAGCGGAGGACGUUGUCCAACCGGGGAAGAACUCCAAAGAUUUUGUGACAAAUUCAAACCACACCACAGACCGUGAACCAUCAUAUGACUCCAGCCCCUGUGAGACCUGCGCGUGUGUCCACUGUUUCCCCCAUCUGAAAGCUCUAGGCCAGGGCAACGACAGGCCACUGAGAGCCCCUUUCUCAUUCUACCAGCAGGCUGUCCUCCAUAAAGCCCCGACCCAAAAUGGAGGGCCUCUCUGGAAUGAGGAGAACCUGUACAGAUCUGGACCUGAGGUACAGGAGGAAGCUGUAGUGGGAUGAGGCUCAUUUGCUGUCUCACGGGACAGCUGGAAUGGCCAAAUGGGCCCCCAGCUCACAGGAGAAGAUAGUCAGCGUAUUGAAUUCUCAAUCACAGGCCAGUAAAAAGCAUACUUAAUGAAUAUCACUGAAAAUGGGGCAGUGAGUAGACUUAUCAAGAUCAUGUUCUAACCUUAAUGUUGAGGGUCCAUGUGUGUUCAGGGGCCUCGCAUAAGGUUUUUGGGGCCUUGACACGCCAACAGCAAAGAACUGAUAAAGAUUAACUGACGCUCUGCUUCACAAUGCCCUCAUGACUGCUAAACAUUUCACUUGAACGCGUCACAAAGACUGCUGCUUACUGGAAGCCAUGCAUGUAUGUCUGAUCUAGUAUUAUUGAAAUCACUGCUUCAUUGGGCUGAACAGCACUCUCAGGCUGACUGCCACCGAUUCAUACCGCCGAAUGGCCGUGACAAGGACCAACUAGUGACUACAGGUUAUGAUAACCAACAUGAGGUCAAUGAAGGCUGAGAAGCAUUCAACUGCUAACUGUCAUCUUCAUAUCACAUUUCCAUAAGACAUCAUUUCAGAAACCCAUAGUCACAGGCAGACACUACUUGUGCGUCUCUGCACCCUCAACAUAUAUAUUGCUUUUCCACCAAAACAAGUUAAACACAUCACACAUCAAAUUUGUUGGGGUGGGUAGUCCAGUGCGCGGUAGUGGUGGAGUCCUCUGUUAGUACUAUAAGUAUAUAAAUGUGUAUGUGCGCACACUGGCACAAAUAUGUAUAGUGUGUGUAUGUGUCUAUGUAUGUUAAUUAUGUGUACAGUGGUAUGUAUAGAUUUGUGGGUUGAUGGAUGGAUGAUUCAGAAUCCCCUUGUACUGGUUUUGCCUACAAUAAGUAAAAAUAAAACCUUGAUAU